This is a messenger RNA of Xyrauchen texanus (razorback sucker), 1208 nucleotides long. RefSeq lists its product as uncharacterized. Bases 250 to 891 code for a protein of 213 amino acids. NCBI's taxonomy places the organism in Eukaryota, Metazoa, Chordata, Actinopteri, Cypriniformes, Catostomidae. The record is from RefSeq and is a predicted model, not a curated record. The transcript is spliced from 2 exons.
AGCAUGCAGGUUGUUAUUAUUUACUCUCAGCUAGCAUUACUCUAUAGCCUUCAUUAUUCUAACACCAGACCUCUCAUUUGCAGGAAUAUCUUCACAGAAUUGGGAUUACACAUCAUGACAUAAAGCCUGAGAAUAUUCUUCUUAAUGAUAAAGUCUGACUGCUUGGGGAAAGAAGCUGUCAUGUAGUCGGCUGGUGCGGGUCCUGAUGCUGCGAUACCGCCUGCCUGAUGGUAGCAGUGAGAGCAGCCCAUGACUCGGGUGGCUGGAGUCUCUGAUGAUCCUCUGAGCUUUUUUCACACACCGCCUAGUGUAUAUGUCCUGGAGGGAGGGAAGCUCACCUCAGAUGAUGUUUCUGGCAGUUUGCACCACCCUUUGCAGGGCUUUGCCGUUGUGGGCGGUGCUAUUGCCAUACCAGGCGGUGAUGCAGCCAGUCAGGAUGCUCGCUACAGUACUAGUGUAGAACCGUGUGAGGAUGUGUUGGUUCAUUCCAAACUUCCUCAGCCGUCUCAGGAAGAAGAGGCGCUGGUGAGCCUUCUUCACAACGGCCUCAGUGUGGACAGACCAUGUGAGUUCUUCAGUGAUGUGGACACCGAGGAACUUGAAGCUGCUGACUCUCUCCACCGGUGCUCCAUUAAUGGUGAUGGGGCUGUGUUCUCCGUCUUUCUUCCUGAAGUCCACUACAAGCUCCUUGGUUCUACUGACGUUGAGGGAGAGGUUGUGCUCCUGACACCAGCGUGUCAGAGAAGUUUGUUAAAAUCCCUAACCCAAUAUUUGAGCAAUAGUUAUAUUGAUGCUUGCUCACCAUUAUUAAGAUGCCAAGUAAAUAGCUAUUACAGUAACAUACAGAUAUUGAAAUAUACUGAUUUGUAUAACUGCAAUUUGCAAGACUAGUGAUGCUUACUGAGGGGUACAGCAAAAGGAACAAAAAACGAAAACUAACAAAAUUUUAGCAGAACAACUGAAAACCUGAACAAAGUUAUUUUCAAUUGUUCCGGAGUGAAAUGUUAUUUUUAAAUGCUGGUAACUGGUUAUAUAACCAGUUAGUUUUGUUCCGAUACUUUUUUCAUGAAACUAAAGCUAUAGGUUACACAUGGAAACAGAGUUACACCAAUCAGGUAACCCCAGAUAACACAGAUUAAAAAAGAAAUAUGCAAAUGUAUACAUUAUUGUUUAUUUUUGGGAUUUUCAAUGUUUAUAAAUAAAGUUUA